AUGGCGGAGGGCUCCAGUAUUUUACUUUUUGUGAUGUUCCUUUCCAUUUAUUUAGCAUCUCUGAUGGGGAACUUUCUCAUUAUUCUUACUGUGGCCUUUGAUCCUCAGCUCCACAGUUCCAUGUAUUUCUUCCUGGUCAAUUUGUCACUGUCUGAUAUGUGCUACAUCUCCACCACAGUCCCCAAAUCCAUGGCUGCUACACUGAUGAAUAAUAGAUGGAUUUCCUUUGCUGAAUGCGUCGCCCAGGUUCUCCUGGUUGUCACCUUUGCAGGUGCUGAGCUCUCCUUCCUCACUGUAAUGGCUUAUGACCGCUAUGUGGCAAUCUGUUAUCCCUUGCAAUAUUGCCUGAUCAUGAACUGGAACGCCUGCUUCCAAAUGGCAGCUGCUUCCUGGAGGGGCACCAUUAUCAAUGCAAUGGUGCACACUGUGAGCACAUUCAUGCUUGAAUUUUGCAGCUCAAAUGUUGAGCAACUUUUUUGUGACAUCCCGCAAUUAUGGUUGAUUUCCUGCACAGAUCCCAGGAUCAACCAAUGGCUUGUCUUUGGUAGCGUGUUUACUGCAGACUUGUUUUGCUUUUUGUAUAUAUUAGUUUCUUAUGGGUUCAUCUUUUCAGCCGGACUUAAGAUGCAGUCAGCUCAAGGAAGGUAUAAAGUCGUCUCCACCUGCACUCCGCACUUGACUGUCUUUUCCUUGUUUCUGUCAACUGCUGAGUUUUCUUACUUCAGACCAAAAGCCUUGUCCUCUUCCUCUGUCAAUAUGUUGGCUGUUAUCCUGUAUAUGGUCAUGCUACCACUACUGAAUCCCCUCAUUUAUAGCCUGAGAAACAAAGAAGUCCAGGUAGCUAUGUCGAAACUUUCCAGGAAAUUGCUGGGAUUUGACAGUUGUACUCCAUGCUCAUUUUUGAAGAAUAAUCAAUUUUCUCUUACCAGAAAACAGCUGAUGUGUCUUAGAUGA
Molecule: messenger RNA, 954 nt
Organism: Varanus komodoensis (Komodo dragon)
Lineage: Eukaryota; Metazoa; Chordata; Lepidosauria; Squamata; Varanidae
Product: olfactory receptor 14A16-like
Exons: 2
Coding region: 1-954 (317 amino acids)
Biological process (GO): G protein-coupled receptor signaling pathway
Cellular component (GO): membrane
Molecular function (GO): G protein-coupled receptor activity; olfactory receptor activity
Source: RefSeq, a predicted model, not a curated record